Drosophila busckii is the source of this 1354-nucleotide messenger RNA. RefSeq lists its product as uncharacterized. The transcript is spliced from 3 exons. The record is from RefSeq and is a predicted model, not a curated record. Bases 93 to 1265 code for a protein of 390 amino acids. NCBI's taxonomy places the organism in Eukaryota, Metazoa, Arthropoda, Insecta, Diptera, Drosophilidae.
GAUAACUUGUCAGCCUAAGCAAUGUGUAAUAUGUAAACUUUUACAUUUGUUUUCAAAACAAUAAACAGCUGAGCUGCUACUCACCUCCCACAAUGCCGGCAAUAUGGCGUUUGCAUUGCAAAAAAAGUAUGCAUACUAAGCUUUGGCGCCACUUCAGCACCAAAUCCAAACCAAACGCUGUGGUAAUUGCCGCUGCCGUGCGAACGCCAACAAAAUUGCCUGGCGGUGCGGCUAAGGGGGAGAAACAAUUGGCUGCCUUGAUCAUAGAUGAGUUGGUCAAGCGCACAUCCAUGCCGCGGGAUAUAUUCAAGCAGUUGAUUAUGUGCUCGUCCAGUGAUGUCGUAAGCGACGACACAAUCACACACAUGCUCAAAAAUUUGGGCUUAAAAAGCUGUGAAGCGCAUGCCCUACAGGACAAACAAUGCUCGCUCAAUGGUUUGCAAAUGUCACUGGAAAGAUUGCGACAAAAUCAAGAGCAGGAGCAAUGUAUUAUAUUGGCAGACACACGCGCUAAUCUGAAGCAGUCUGAUGAUCAAAUACUACAUAGUGAACUAAUGACUACAACAGGUUACUUCGGCGGAAAGGCUGCGCAAGAAGCUGGCAAUAUAGUGCAUGCUGGCGCCGCAGCUUUGGCUUUGACAACAACAAAGCUGGCAGAACGAUUGGACCUCCAGCCGUUGGCUUUAGUGCGUGAAUAUCUAGUCGAACAUAAUGAUAAACAGGCUAUAUAUCGCUUAAGUGGCAUGGAUCCAAUUAAAUUAACGGAUGUGCACAGCUGGCAGCUGGCUAUGGAGCAGCAAAGGCAACAAAGGCUGGGCACGUUGGCGAAUUUAAAAAGCAACGAUGUGAGCAUAUAUGAUGUAAACAAUAUAACUGCCAGCCACUUGCUGACGCACACUGUCCAUGCUCUGCCUAAUGGCAACAAGGCGUGUGUGGUUAUGGAGCAGGAAGGUCGUUGCUUGUUGUUAGUCUUGGAAAAGCUCAUACCCCAAUCCGCUAAGGGGUUGCCACAGCUAACGCUUUAUACCAAAGAGCCAUGCUCGCUUUGUGAUGAUCUGACGGCAGAGCUGGAAGAGAAAUUUCACGGUGAAUUCGAAUUGCAAAAGGUCUAUAUCGAUCAGAAAGAGAAUGUGCGCUUCUUGCGACUUUUUCGCUUCGAUAUACCCGUGCUAUUCCUCAAUGGGCAAUUUCUCUGCAUGCACAGGCUAAAUGAACAACUACUGCGCGAACGACUAGCGGCUUUGAAGAACAAUAAGACGGCUUAGACUUUUUAAACAACUGUAGAUAUAUUUAGUUUUAAACGAAAUUCACUGUAACGUUUAAAAGAUCUCCCCCAUGGGUUUGAUAGUCAGCU